GCACUGGACAAGUGGUAGUCUGAUUUCAAUCUUCACGUAGCAACAAGGAUGUCCUCUGUGUCAUCUCCUUCCUUUAUUCUUGAAACCGAUGAAUGAUCAUUUGGACUAAGAAGAUAAAAUGGCACCCAAACCACCUCCCAAGCCUCCACCUCCUCCACCACCAAAGAAUGUUUUCGAGCGAUUCGGUAACUUCCUGGAUUCAGAUCAAGGCAAAAAAAGAACUACAAUGCUGGUUUUACUCUUCUUCAUUCUUGCUGUGGUGAUGACCAUUCUGUAUCAAAUUGAACUGAAAAAGAAUCAGCAACAUCUAGAAGCAGUGGCUUCAGUUCGACAAUUUGCAUUGACAUAUGAUCCAAGUUUACACGGCAAAAGUGACAUGGAAAUUCUUGCUGCGGUUCAUCUCCUUACGUUGCAUCUGUUGAACUGGACUUUAAAGAACGAAGAGCUACAAAACGAACUGAAAAUUCUUACUGAACUGCUUCCAGGCUGGCAAGCUUUCGAAAAAAAUCUCUAUUAUUUUUCUGAUGUACGGAAAACUUGGCAUGCUGCUCGUGAAGACUGUUUAGCAAGGCAUACUGCAGAUUUGGUUAUUGGUAAAUAUGGUGAAGAACAAGGCUUUAUAAAUGAAAUGGUAACUAAAAAUAAGCACGACUAUUGGCUUGGACUCUACAAGAAAGAUAAUAUUACUGAUGACCUGAUAUGGAUAAAUGGAGACAUUCCAAAAGAAAAUUUCUGGUAUCCAGGGCAGCCUGAUGGUCAUCAGAGAGAAACCUGCGUUGUCGCCAUACCUCCCUGCACUAAUAAAUUCUGUUGGCAUGAUGCUCCUUGUAACGAGGCAAGAUACUUUUGUUGUAAAUUGGAGCCAAAGCGCAGGUGGAUGUACUAGCUAAUGUACAGUGGAAUCUCAUUAUAAAAUCUCCAAUCCCAGCUGCAAUGGCAUUAAUAAAUCCAUUGUGUGAACCAAA
This is a messenger RNA of Pantherophis guttatus, 965 nucleotides long. RefSeq names its product C-type lectin domain family 4 member K-like. Lineage: Eukaryota; Metazoa; Chordata; Lepidosauria; Squamata; Colubridae. The record is from RefSeq and is a predicted model, not a curated record.